GCCCUCUGCCUUCCCAGUUCUCGUUCCUGAUGACGGAGGCGCUGCUGAUCUUCUCCCCGGAGACCUCGCUGCUGCGCUCCUUCUCCCGCAAGGUGCGGGUGCGGGCACACUGGGUGCUGCAGCUGCUCGCCCUGCUCUGCGCGCUCCUGGGGCUGGGAAUCAUCACCUACAACAAGCACCUGAACGGCAAGGGCCACUUCGUCACCUGGCACGGGCUGACGGGGCUGGUGGCCGUGCUGUACGCAGGGGGGCAGUGCGCCGGGGGCGUGCUCCUGCUCUACCCUAAGCUGAUGAAGAACUGGACGCUGGCCAAGCUCAAGCUGUACCACGCCACCUCCGGGCUGGUGGGAUACCUGCUGGGCUGUGCUAGCCUCAUGCUGGGCAUGUGCUCGCUCUGGUUCACCACGGCGGUGACCGGCGCCUCCUGGUACCUGGCCAUGCUGUGCCCCCUCCUCACCAGCCUGGUGAUCAUGAACCAGGUGAGCAACGCGUACCUGUACCGCAAGCGGAGCCAGCACUGAGGGCCUGGCGCACAACUGAACCCCCUGAGUGAGCUGGUGAGGCCGGGGCUCCCCCUCACAGCCCCCCCUGCUUGCACAGGGUCUCCUUGGAACUUUGUUUCUACUUCCUUGUCUCUUGUUGGUCCUGGAUUGUCCUUAGUGUCAGCUACAAUGUGUGUGUGACAUCCCCACCGGCCCCGAUGGGGACAUUUCCCAGCACAGGUGAAGCUGCUGGUCCCUGCAGCAGCUUGGUGCUCAGUGCUGGGAAAUGGAGGGUUCGCUCAGGAUUCCUGCUCCUUUCCCAUUCCCACACAAGGACUGCUUUCGAGCAGGCAGGACAGGAGUCAUCCUAGCGAGGAGGGCAGGGAAGUCCCCUCUCUCUCCUGGGAGGCCACAGUGGGCACCAGGCUGCCUCUCCUGCCACGGGGGCAGCUUGGCCAGGAAAGCACAGGGCACGGUUGUGGCUUUGGCCCUGGGAGGGCUGGGGCAGGGUGGUGGACCCG
Messenger RNA from Manacus vitellinus (golden-collared manakin), 1003 nucleotides. RefSeq names its product cytochrome b561 domain-containing protein 2. Gene Ontology annotation, molecular function: transmembrane monodehydroascorbate reductase activity. The transcript has a single exon. Lineage: Eukaryota; Metazoa; Chordata; Aves; Passeriformes; Pipridae. The record is from RefSeq and is a predicted model, not a curated record. Gene Ontology annotation, cellular component: endoplasmic reticulum. Bases 30 to 521 code for a protein of 163 amino acids.